Messenger RNA from Acanthoscelides obtectus, 589 nucleotides. The record is from the annotation of a GenBank genome assembly. Lineage: Eukaryota; Metazoa; Arthropoda; Insecta; Coleoptera; Chrysomelidae.
AUAUGAAUUGUUACUUCUGUAACAGAUUCUGAUAGCGAACACGGUGGCAAUAAUAAAGAUAACAGUAUAUAAAUAUGACUCUUCUUAAAUUUUGUUUGGCAAAACUAGGUGCGCAUAUGCAACUAAACGUCUAGGGAUAAAUAUACGAGCUUCUGUUGGCAUCUGGUUGAGUGAAAUCGACAGCCUUCUCAUUACUCCAUAACCUUCAAGAAGGAAUAUUGAACUUCUGCUAAAAGUGGUAGAUGUUCUGAAGUGAUGCGAGAUAGUGUUACAGUAGUGAUGGUUUUCGAAAGAGAAUGUGACGAAUCUAAAACAUUGCCGGUGCCUUCAGGAAAUGUUCGUUCUUGUCUGGAUGUUAACUUUGCUUCAGUUUAGCGAUGUAGCUGGAGGAUACCUAGAAAUAGUGGAAGUGAACGCCUGCAGCCGUUGCAGGAUUAUGUUGACGUGCAGACAACUGGAUGCGAUUAUAGCGAUUCUGGAAUCCGAUUACCCGUCGAGAGCUGGAGAAUUAGGAGCCAAGGAGGAAGAGGUGACCGUAUCGGCACCGUUCCCUUUUCAGCACCCCAGGGAUAGUCUCAAUCAUAGGUGA